UACUUAUUGGCUAUGGAUACGGAGACUCACCACCUGCACUUUGUGGUUUUGACUCUCCCACCUCAUCGGGAGCUUCUUUCAAGAAGUUCACAAUAAAAAUUCGAGCUUUACAACCUUCAGAAGAGUGAUUAAGAAGCAUCAUGGAAUUUCCCUGCGAUGACAAUCGAAUCUCCAUUGUGGACCUCCCUGAGGAUUGCCUCCUUGCCAUUUUUCGGAAGUUGGAAAGUGACACUGAUCGCAAUUCAUUUGGCUUGACUUGUCAUCGUUGGCUUCAGAUUCAAAAUUUUGGUCGUCAAUCCUUACAAUUUUAUUGUUCUUUAACCAUUCCUAACCUCUCCCCGUUGUCUCAAGUUGUGCCUAAUAUCAACUCCUUCCAUUUAUAUAGACUACUUUCCCGCUUCCAACAGCUCAGCUCAUUGUCCCUAUCUGGGUGCACAGAGCUACCAGAUUCAGGUCUAAAUCCGUUACAAUAUUUUGGAUCAAAUUUGCAAUCCCUAUAUCUAGACUGCUGUUUUGGUAUCACAGAUAAUGGACUCUCUCUAGUGGCUACUGGAUGUCCCUCUUUGACAUCCAUUAGUCUCUACCGAUGUAGCAUUACUGAUGUUGGGUUAGAAAUCCUAGUUAAAGCUUGCAAGGCCUUGAAAGAUGUCAAUCUCUCAUAUUGUUCACUUAUUUCAGAUAUUGGAAUUAGAGCUCUCUCACGAGAAUGUCACGAAAUCCAGGCUGUAAAGAUCUCAUUUUGUAGGAACAUCUUUGGCAUUGGUUUUAAAGGAUGUUCACAGGCUUUGACUUUUUUGGAAGCUGAUUCUUGUAAGCUUGACCCUGAGGGCAUAUUGGGUGUUGUUAGUGGAGGAGGACUCGAGUACCUGAAUGUUUCUGCUCUUAGUAGUUGCAUUCGUGGGGAUGGAUUGGCUGCGAUAGGGGCAGGAUUUGCCAUGAGGCUUCGAAUCCUUAACCUUCGAAUGUGCAGGAGUGUGAGUGAUGAAUCAGUUGUGGCCAUAGCCAAAGGGUGUCCAGCACUUCAUGAGUGGAAUCUAGCACUAUGUCAUGAGGUCAAGCUUUCUGGAUGGGAGGCAGUAGGGUUUAAUUGUCAUAACUUGGAGAUCCUACAUGUAAACAGGUGUCGGAAUUUAUGUGAUCGAGGGUUCCAAGCUUUAAGAGACGGAUGCAACCGCCUCUCAGUCUUGUACAUGCAUCGGUGUUGUUGUGUUACUGUCACUGCAAUAGAGUUGUUCAAGUAUAUAAGGGGAAAUGUCAAGAUCAAGGAAGAAGAAUUGAUGUACAUUGGACCCAAGUGGCCAUUCUUUCGGUAAGGGUUUAGAGAUAUUUAUUUACCUUGAGACUUUGUUACACCAUUUUGGUUUUUAAUAUCAUUGAAAGUGAAUUAUUAUUUUCCAUCAUUUAAACCUAUGAAAAUGAAUUUCAGGAUCUAGAGAAGGGGUGUACCUCACAACAGAAUUAUAGUUUCUUCAGUUGUAUAGUUUUCUUCAAGUUUGAACCAAAUUUGGAGUUUUGAGUUUUCAACCA
Molecule: messenger RNA, 1527 nt
Organism: Telopea speciosissima
Lineage: Eukaryota; Viridiplantae; Streptophyta; Magnoliopsida; Proteales; Proteaceae
Product: F-box/LRR-repeat protein 12
Exons: 1
Coding region: 141-1313 (390 amino acids)
Biological process (GO): SCF-dependent proteasomal ubiquitin-dependent protein catabolic process
Cellular component (GO): SCF ubiquitin ligase complex
Molecular function (GO): protein binding
Source: RefSeq, a predicted model, not a curated record